Messenger RNA from Synchiropus splendidus (mandarinfish), 490 nucleotides. RefSeq lists its product as uncharacterized. The record is from RefSeq and is a predicted model, not a curated record. NCBI's taxonomy places the organism in Eukaryota, Metazoa, Chordata, Actinopteri, Syngnathiformes, Callionymidae. The transcript has 3 exons. Gene Ontology annotation, cellular component: cytoplasm. The coding region runs from base 53 to 328 and encodes 91 amino acids.
GACCUGUUCCGCCUGCAUUCUACUGAAGAAUCUUCCCUGAGUCUCUUCAAAAAUGACGCUCACUGUGUACUACACCAGCGUGACCAGCUCCUUGAAGAUAAGGAAGUGUCAGGAAUCGAUCUCCUGCAUCUUGACAUCCAAAAACAUCAAACACGAGAUGGUGGACAUCAGUCAGGAUGCUUCAGUCAGAGACCUCAUGAGGGAAAAAGCUGGAAACCCUAGUGCCCUGCCCCCUCAGAUAUGCAACGGAGACCACUACUGCGGGGACUACGAUGCAUUUCAAGAAGCAAUUGAAAUGGGAAACCUAGAUGAAUUCCUCCGCCUGUGAGCCCAUUGACUGCUUCCGCUUCAGAAGAGCGCACAGUAGAUGUGUCACACAAUUGAGCAUUUUUAAAAAAUAUUGGAUUAAAAAUCGUUUAUAGACAAAAGUUGAUCAUACAAUGAUGAAAAUGUGACGCAAAUCUUAUGCCGGUUUGUGAAGAGCUUAACA